AUGGUGUUAAUAACGGAGGAGCAAAGCGAAGGCACAAAACUUCAAGGGAAUGGAGUGGCUAAAGGAGUUGGUCUGGGCGAGACUGAGUUUAGGAACAAUAAAGUGGCUCCGGAAACAUCUUUUAUGUCCAUCAUCGAGACUGAUGAAGAUGAUGAUAAGUGUGAGGCGUCAGGACAGGACAAUAAUGAUGACUCUGCACUUGAUUACAAGCAAAAUUACUGGGAGGAUGAUGACGAUGUAUACCAGGAGUUUGAUGAGCUGGACUUUGAUGCCCUGCCAGAUUGCUCCGAUACACGGAGCAUUGUCUCGGACGAUUCCUUCUAUCCCCACGACAAUUCAUUCAUGUCUCGAAUGUACCGCUCACCAAGCCCUGAAACACCCGAGCCCAUCUCCUUCUUCAAUGCCUGCUGCAAUAACAACGCCAUAAUUGUCAAGAUUAUGAUCAGACAAGGCGUGACUGAGGAGGAAGUGAGGGAGACAGAUAGAAACAGAAGAUCUGGCCUGAUCAUGGCGUGCUACCAUGGCUACGUGGACGUGGUCAUCGCCCUCUCUCAGUGCCCUUACAUUGACAUCAACUGGCAGGACAACGAGGGCAACACCGCUCUUAUUACUGCAGCACAAGCAGGUCAUGUGUACAUCUCUAACUACCUGCUCAACUACUUCCCUGGGCUGGACAUUGAGAAGAGGAACUGUCAUGGUUUCACAGCUUUGAUGAAGGCUGCUAUGCAAGGCCGGGCGGAAUGUGUCAGAUCUCUCAUGCUGGCUGGAGGUGAUGUGCAGGCACAGAGCAACAGCCGCAGCAUGACACCCAGAGAGUGGGCUCUCUUUACUGGUCGAUAUGAGACGGCCAACAUGAUGCAUCAAGUGAUGGCGAGGCCCUGUGCUGAGCAGUUCUCUGACACCUUCUCCAUGGAGUGGCCCAUGCUGGAGGAGCUGGUGGCCAAGGCCCAAGAGCCAAAGUCCUGCUGGAGGCAGUUGAUCAACUUCUUUUCCUGUUGCUCUUAUAGGUUUUACAUCCACAACAAGGUAAAUCCUGUGGAUGAUGGUGUUCUCGACCAUAUGGUGCGGGUCACUACCAGUAUUAGCAGUCCGCUUAUUGCCCCAGUUUGCCGGACGGUGAGCCCAGGCAGCCCACCCUGCAUCGGAAAACGCCGCUACGCGGUGCAGGAGAUCCUCAGGAGGCAACGGGUGGCUGAGCUCAAGCGUAUGGGCCCAGAUAGACUGAACAACUACAAGAAAUUUUUCCAGAACUCACGGGUCCUCCUCAUCCCCAAGACGAGGGAUCGGAGGGCCAGCCUUCAGCCUCAGCUGCUGAGCGAAAUGGCUGCAGUGUCCACGGUGGCCAUAAGACGAGCAAGUCUCCUGCCGCUCAAUUUGUUGAGGAGGAGCAGUGUGCGGCCAGGCAUCACGGUGCCCAAGGUGAGGCUCUGCAAGGCCCCAGCUCCCAGCUACAAACCGGAAAAACUCAGAAGAAACAGUGACUACAACCAGCUCCAGCUCCCCAAUUGGGAUUACAAGAUGAAGAAAAUAGAGAGAAAGAAAGAGGAGGAGAGGAAAAGACUGUUACUGACAAGGAGGAGAUGA
Scomber scombrus (Atlantic mackerel) is the source of this 1584-nucleotide messenger RNA. RefSeq names its product ankyrin repeat domain 33Bb (gene ankrd33bb). The record is from RefSeq and is a predicted model, not a curated record. The transcript is spliced from 5 exons. Gene Ontology annotation, molecular function: protein binding. The coding region runs from base 1 to 1584 and encodes 527 amino acids. NCBI's taxonomy places the organism in Eukaryota, Metazoa, Chordata, Actinopteri, Scombriformes, Scombridae.